Messenger RNA from Camellia sinensis, 1145 nucleotides. RefSeq names its product pinoresinol reductase 1 (gene PRR1). Gene Ontology annotation, molecular function: oxidoreductase activity. The record is from RefSeq and is a predicted model, not a curated record. NCBI's taxonomy places the organism in Eukaryota, Viridiplantae, Streptophyta, Magnoliopsida, Ericales, Theaceae.
UGACCCUUUUGAAGCCAAAAAGAGAGAGAGAGAGAGAGAGAGAGAGAGAGAGAGAGAGAAUGGGAAAGAGCAAAGUUCUUGUAGUGGGGGGUACAGGGUACAUUGGUAGGAGGAUUGUUAAGGCCAGUUUAGCCUUAGGACACACAACCUAUGUCCUUCAGAGGCCUGAGAUUGGCCUUGACAUGGAUAAGCUCCAGAUAUUGCUCUCCUUGAAAGAGCAAGGAGCUCGGCUUGUUGAAGCCUCGUUUUCCGAUCACCAGAGCCUUGUCGAUGCAGUGAAACUAGCCGACGUGGUCAUUUGCACCAUGUCCGGUGUGCACUUCCGGAGUCACAACAUCUUGGUGCAACUCAAGCUUGUUGAGGCCAUCAAGGAAGCUGGAAAUGUCAAGAGAUUCUUGCCAUCGGAGUUUGGAAUGGACCCAGCAAGAAUGGGAAAUGCACUUGAACCAGGAAAGGUUACAUUUGAUGAGAAGAUGAGAGUGAGGAAGGCCAUUGAAGAAGCUCAUAUACCCUUCACUUAUGUCUCUGCUAAUUGUUUCGCUGGCUAUUUUGGUGGCAACCUCUCUCAACUUGGUACCCUCCUUCCUCCAAAGGACAAAGUGGGAAUUUACGGUGAUGGUGACCAAAAAGUUAUAUUUCUUGAUGAAGAUGAUGUGGCAACAUACACAAUCAAGACCAUAGAUGACCCUCGUACAUUGAACAAAACAGUGUACCUGAGGCCACCUGAAAACAUCCUCACCCAAAUGCAGCUUGUUGAGAAGUGGGAAAAGCUUCUGGGUCGUACACUUGAGAAAUUUACCAUCUCUCCCAAAGACUUCCUUGCUUCCAUGAAAGAAAUGGACUUUGCUGGGCAAGUAGGAGUGGGGCAUUUCUACCAUGUAUUCUAUGAAGGAUGCUUAUCAAACUUUGAAAUAGGGGAAGAGGGUGAAGAAGCUUCUGAGCUCUAUCCUGAGGUUCAAUACAAUCGCAUGGGGGCCUACCUUAAACGUUAUCUAUGAACAGACAAAUAUAUAUAUAUAUAUAUAUCUAGCUUCAUGCAAAAUUACAUAUGUAUAAUUUUGAUAAUGAUGUAUUAAUAAAAGCUUUCGAGAGAAAUUAUGGAGUUUAUUGAUUUGAAGGGGGAAUUUUUUUUUCAUUUUGAUGUA